Messenger RNA from Caenorhabditis elegans, 1086 nucleotides. It is a transcript of the gene str-23, whose product is annotated as Seven TM Receptor. NCBI's taxonomy places the organism in Eukaryota, Metazoa, Nematoda, Chromadorea, Rhabditida, Rhabditidae. The coding region runs from base 1 to 1086 and encodes 361 amino acids. The transcript is spliced from 5 exons. The record is from RefSeq and is marked reviewed.
AUGGAGCUAAAAUCAUCAAACUCUAUGAAACCAGCUUCCUACCAAAAUUGGGUAACAAUCGCCCAACUUGUCGCCCAAAUCGGAUUUUUUACAACCACAGUUUUCUGUGGAAUUCUGAUUUUUCUCACCGUUUUCGGUGGACAGAAAAAUUUUGGCAGUUAUAAAAACUUGCUAGUUUUGUUUUCUACAGUCGGAAUAUUUUUCUCUGUCGUCGAAUUGACACUGUAUCCGAAUGUACAUUCCUUCUAUGCCGGAUACUUCUUCUACAGUACCCAACGCCCAUUUGGUCUCAAAAUUGAAAUUGUACAAGUUUUAAUGGCAUUUUAUACAUCUAUCUAUGCAUCUACAAUAUGCAUGUUAGCUGUCCAAUUUGUAUAUCGAUACUGGGCGAUUUUCAAUGAGAGCCUACUCCAUUACUUCAAAGGAUGGCGUUUUCUGUUUAGUAUUGCCUACUCGUUUAUUGUUGGAGCACAGUGGGGAUUAUCCAUAUACUUUUUCGAUGAAAUGGACGACUAUACGGAUAAUUACAUGAGAAACGAAAUGUGGGAACGGUACGAUAUCAAUAUUAGCCAAGUCGCGAAAAUGGCAUUGGUUGCUUAUAAUGAUGAUGGCUCAAUUCGAUGGUGGAACGUCUGUUGCAUAAUUGACAUGACAGUUUUCAUGAUUGUACAAUAUUCAAUUGUCAUCUACUGUGCAGUUGUUAUGUAUCAAAAAAUGGAAGAAAAAUUGCAACUUGUGUCUGCGUCGCUGCGAGAACUCCAUCGUCAAUUUUUCAAGACCCUAAUUAUGCAAAUACUGUCCCCGACAAUCUGUUUAUUUGCUCCAGUGGUUUUUAUAAUCUAUCUCCCAAUUUUCAAUUUUGAAGUGAGCAUUCCAACGGGGAUGUUUUUAUGUGCAUUCACACUGUAUCCUGCAUUGGAUGCAUUGAUUAUAAUGUACAUUGUCAAAGACUACAGAAAAUCUGCAAAAAGAAUAUUGAAAAUCAUGAUGGAUUCGAUAUAUAAAAGUUUAGAUCUACAACCGACCCGAGUUGAACAAACACGGACUUCGUCCAUGCCUCCAAGCAACCUGCAAAAUUAUUUAUAG